Messenger RNA from Musa acuminata AAA Group (dessert banana), 684 nucleotides. RefSeq names its product zinc finger protein GIS3. Gene Ontology annotation, molecular function: DNA-binding transcription factor activity; transcription cis-regulatory region binding. The record is from RefSeq and is a predicted model, not a curated record. Bases 1 to 684 code for a protein of 227 amino acids. The transcript has a single exon. Gene Ontology annotation, cellular component: nucleus. Gene Ontology annotation, biological process: trichome morphogenesis; gibberellic acid mediated signaling pathway; cytokinin-activated signaling pathway. Lineage: Eukaryota; Viridiplantae; Streptophyta; Magnoliopsida; Zingiberales; Musaceae.
AUGGAGGGGAUGCAGUGUCAGGCCAAGGGAACCACCAGCCCACGGCUUAAGCUCUUCGGCUUCCACGUGUCCGACAACGACAACCCCGGCGAUGGGAGGGCAGUGGUGGGCAGCCCUACGUCUGCUGCUUCUGCCUCCAGCGGCGCCGGCGGCGGAGAUGGGAGGAAGUACGAGUGCCAGUACUGCUGCCGAGAGUUCGCUAACUCCCAGGCGUUGGGCGGCCACCAGAACGCCCACAAGAAGGAGCGGCAGCAGAUGAAGCGCGCCCAGUUGCACCACCACCACCAUGCCACCUCCGGCCACCGUUCGCCCCAUGGUACCUUCUACCACCAGCCCAUCGCCUCCGCCUUCGCCCCGUCGCCGCACCUCUUUUCCCCUCCCCGUUCGCCUCCCCCCACGACGCCGGGGCCGCAGGCUGUGGGCCUCCCGGGGAACGCCGCCGCCAGCUGGGCCUACUACCCCCGCCCGGCGCCGCCCCUUCACCUGCCGCGCGGAUGCAUCGUUCCCCGGUCUCUACCGACCUGUUACUCUUACGGUGGAGACGGUAGCGAAGGAACCCGGUUCUACGACGACGGCCGGCUGAUCGGUGGACCCGGGUUCUCCGGAGUGGCACCGGCGGAGGAAGCGGCGGAGGACGCGUACGGGUUGGACCUUCACCUUAGCCUGGCCCCCGCUGGUUCAUGA